GAUCACCUGGGCCUGUGGCUCCCCAGAGGCCACCUGUAGGGACGGCAGCACAGACCCACUCAGCGCAACCCUGCCUGCAAACAGGGCCAGGGUGCAGCCCAGACGCCCCCCAGGCUGGGGCCACCAUCAGCACCACCGCUGCCGCCCAAGGAGGGGCACCAGGAGGGGCUGGUGGAGCUGCCCGCCUCAUUCCGGGAGCUGCUCACCUUCUUCUGCACCAACGCCACCAUCCAUGGUACCAUCCGCCUGGUCUGCUCCAGCAGGAACCGCCUCAAGACGACAUCCUGGGGGCUGCUGUUCCUGGGAGCCCUGGUCACACUCUGCUGGCAGCUGGGGCACCUCUUGGAGCAUCACUGGCACCGCCCGGUCCUCAUGGCCGUCUCUGUACACUCAGAGCGCAAGCUGCUCCCGCUGGUCACCCUGUGUGACGGGAACCCACGCCGGCCGAGUCUGGUCCUCCGCCAUCUGGAGCUGCUGGACGAGUUUGCCAGGGAGAACAUUGACUCCCUGUACAAGGCCAACUUCAGCAAAGGCAGAGAUGCGCUCUCCGCUGCCGUCGCCCGCCGCGAGCCCCGCUUCCACCUGGACCGGGAGAUCCGUCUACAGAGGCUGAGCCACGCGGGCAGCCGGGGCAGAGUGGGGUUCAGACUGUGCAACAGCACGGGCGGCGACUGCUUCUACCGCAGCUACGCGUCCGGUGUGGCGGCCGUGCAGGACUGGUACCGCUUCCACUAUGUGGACAUCCUAGCCCUGUUGCCCGCGGUGUGGGAGGACAGCCACGGGCGCCAGGACGGCCACUUCGUCCUCUCCUGCAGUUACGACGGCAUGGACUGCCAGGCCCGGCAGUUCCGGACCUUCCAUCACCCCACCUAUGGCAGCUGCUAUACGGUUGACGGCGUCUGGACAGCUCAGCGCCCUGGCAUCACCCACGGAGUCGGCCUCGUCCUCAGGGUUGAGCAGCAGCCUCACCUCCCUCUGCUGUCCACGAGGGCCGGCGUCAAGGUCAUGGUUCACGGCCGUAACCACACGCCCUUCCUGGGGUACCACAGCUUCAGCGUCCGGCCAGGGACGGAGGCCACCAUCAGCAUCCGAGAGGAUGAGGUGCACCGGCUCGGGAGGCCCUACAGCCACUGCACGUCAGGCGGGGAGGGCGUGGAGGUGGAGCUGCUACACAACACCUCCUACACCAGGCAGGCCUGCCUGGUGUCUUGCUUCCAGCAGCUGAUGGUGGAGACCUGCUCCUGUGGCUACUACCUCUACCCGCUGCCAACGGGGGCUGAGCACUGCAGCUCUGCCCGGCACCCUGCCUGGGGACACUGCUUCUACCGCCUCUACCAGGACCUGGAGACCCAUCGGCUCCCCUGUACCUCCCGCUGCCCCAGGCCCUGCAGGGAGUCUGCAUUCAAGCUCUCCUCUGGGACCUCCAGGUGGCCUUCCGCCAAGUCGGCUGGCUGGACUCUGGCUGCGCUUGGUGAGCAGGGGCUGCCACGUCAGAGCCAUAGACAGAGGAGCAACCUGGCCAAAAUCAACAUUGUCUACCAGGAGCUCAACUACCGCUCGGUGGAGGAGGCGCCCGUGUACUCGGUGCCGCAGCUGCUCUCAGCCAUGGGCAGCCUCUGCAGCCUGUGGUUUGGGGCCUCCGUCCUCUCCCUCCUGGAGCUCCUGGAGCUGCUGCUUGACGCUUUGGCCCUCACCCUGUUGCUGGGCGGACGCCGGCUCCGCAGGGUGUGGUUGUCCUGGCCCAGAGCCAGCCCUGCCUCAGGGGCAUCCAACAUCAAGCCAGAGGCCAGUCACAUGCCCACGCCUGCAGGUGCGACGUCAGACAACCUGGGGCCCAGCGGGCCCCAUCUCCCACAGAUGAUGCUUCCAGGGGCCCUGGAGAGAGUCUCAGCUGAAGAGAGUUGGGCUGGGCCCCGGCCCCGUGAGACUCUGGACACCUGAACCAGACCUGCCAGGGCUGUGUGAUCUCUCGGCCUGGUCCUUGGAGCUGUGGCAGCAGCAAGCUCCCCAGCGGCCCAGGGUGGGCCCG
Messenger RNA from Mandrillus leucophaeus (drill), 2029 nucleotides. It is a transcript of the gene SCNN1D, whose product is annotated as sodium channel, non voltage gated 1 delta subunit. Bases 373 to 1941 code for a protein of 522 amino acids. Gene Ontology annotation, cellular component: membrane. Gene Ontology annotation, biological process: sodium ion transmembrane transport. Gene Ontology annotation, molecular function: ligand-gated sodium channel activity. NCBI's taxonomy places the organism in Eukaryota, Metazoa, Chordata, Mammalia, Primates, Cercopithecidae. The transcript is spliced from 13 exons. The record is from RefSeq and is a predicted model, not a curated record.